UCCGUCGCGGGCGAAGUUUUACAACAAUGAAGCGUUUACUGUUAAUCUGUCUCCUUUAUGUGUUUUUUGCCGGGGCUACUUUGUCACAGUCACCGUGCGUAAGAAUUACUUACAAAAGAACGAAUGACGUUGGCUUUCGGUGCAACGAAAUAAAAACGCUGCAAAAUUAUUUGGACAAAGCGGCAACCAACACAACGAUCAUCACGAUUUUCGACUCUGAUAUACCUAAUAUACCAGGACACCUUUUUGCGAGAUUCGGGGCUACUCUCACGACUUUAGAUCUGCACGAGUCGGGCAUACAGACAUGUGACGCACAGGCAUUCGUAGGCCUUACAAAGUUGAAAAAGUUGAUGCUCUGGGGCAAUAAACUGACAUACGUGCCAGGAGUAUGGUUCGCGAACAUGCAGUCCCUGCAGACCCUCGAUUUGUCGUUCAACUUUAUUCAAGGGAUCGACUACACGAUCUUUUAUGCGCUUCCUAAUUUAGAAAACUUCUACUUCGACUACAACCAGCUUCGCUAUAUCGAUUACAACAUGUUUGCCUACUUGGGAAAAUUGAAGAAAGUCAAAUUCAGCAUGAAUCCAUGGAACUGGUCAUAUCGCGCAAGGCUGACGUGGCAGCUCGAGAACCAGAAGGUCGAGAUAUCAGACAUGUGGGAGGAUUGGAACUGGAUGAACGUCAUGAUCAAAGACUGUAUCGAGAGCGGUCGGGGCGAACUGCCGAGCGACAAAGUGCUCGACUGCGUCGUGGAGAAGCUGCUGACAUUCACGUACGAAACGUUCAGCGUGCAGGAAAGGAACAGUUUGGCUGGAUGUAACGAGCAGGCCAAAAGACUAGUGCGUUGCAUGCGACCGAGCAACAUUACUGGCAAUACCGAUUAUGAGACGGUACGAAGGAUUCUCGAGGAUUACUCCACAGUCUUGCCAUCGAUGCAAAGAGCACUGAAGUCUUUCCCGUUGAAGCGGUAAAUACGUAUUAUCUCACAAUCUUCUUUCAUAAAUUUUUUUACGAUAAAAAAAAGCUAAUUUUUUUAUUGAGAUAUCUUUACCGUAAAUUUGAUUAAUUUUCUAUAUUUAUAAUGUGAGAGUAAUUUUAUAACCAAUUUAUGUAUUAAAAUAGAUAUAGAUUGUA
This is a messenger RNA of Pseudomyrmex gracilis, 1131 nucleotides long. RefSeq names its product leucine-rich repeat transmembrane neuronal protein 4-like. Gene Ontology annotation, cellular component: plasma membrane. Bases 27 to 968 code for a protein of 313 amino acids. The record is from RefSeq and is a predicted model, not a curated record. Lineage: Eukaryota; Metazoa; Arthropoda; Insecta; Hymenoptera; Formicidae. Gene Ontology annotation, molecular function: protein binding. The transcript has 3 exons.